AUGGACAUUAACGUCACCGGAACUUGGAAUAUGGCAACUGAAGCGAUGAAAAGAAUGAUGACUCAAGAAAACAUCGAAGCGCCAGGCACCAUUCCGGGGUCAGUUCGCAGCGUAGGUCAAGGCUCUAUAGUCAACGUCGGAAGCGGUGCUUCUCUUCGUGGGGUAUCUGGGCUGGCGGCGUAUACUGCCUCAAAGCAUGCUGUUCUCGGCUUAACGCGUGCAUGGGCACGAGACUUCCCCAAGAUGCGUGUGAAUAUGGUUGCUCCUGCCGAAGCUACUGUUGCCGGUGCUCCGCAGGAUGAUCCAAGCGUCGUCAUUGGGAAAGCGCAAAUUGCGGCCAUACCAAAAGGCCGCAUGGCGUUUGCGACUGAUAUUGCGGACGCAAUCAUAUUUCUGCUGUCAGACUGGUCUAGCUUCAUUACUGGUCAAUGUUUGCCAAUCCGCAAACAUCAUUCGGCCCUUCUCAUGGAUCACAAACUUGCGACUGGAAAGGUCGCCAUCGUUACUGGUGCAGCUUCCGGCAUCGGAAAAGCUCUCGCGACAAACCUCAUCACCAAAGGAUGGCGCGUCGCAUGUUGCGAUCUCCAAAAAGAAGCCGGCACCGCCGUCGCUAGCGAGCUCGGCGACAACGCUGUGUUCUACGAGCUGGAUGUUUGCGAGUACGACGCGCAGGCGAAAGUCUUCAGCCAAGUAUGGGAUAGAUGGGGCAGGCUGGAUGCCUUGCUAGCCAAUGCAGGACAUUCCGACCGUAGCUCGAUUUACAUUUUCGAUCAUAGAGGCAAAGACGAAAUACCGCCAAAGCCUGCCCUAAAGUCUAUCAAGGCGUGCUACGAGAGCUUUUUGUAUGGUGUUCAGCUUGCCAUCCACUUCAUGCGAAGAAAUGUAGUGCCUGGAGGACAUAUUGUUGCGACUUCAACCAUCGCGUCGGUUCAUCCGCAUCAAACGUUCCCUGAGUACUGCGGAGCCAAAGCCGCGAAAGAGAACAUCGCCAUGAAUGCCGUGCUUCCGGGUAUUGUAAUAACAGGUGCCGUUCCGCAAGCAUCUAUCGACGCGACGAAGCCAGAGCACAUCACCCCCAUCGAGACAGUUGUAUCAGCAUACAAUCUAUGCCUGGACGACUCGAAGUUGAAUGGCCAACUAAUUGAAUGUUCUGGUAACAAGACUAUCGUCCUGCCUGUACCGAAGCUGGCCAAUGGUGCGACGACUAAAAGGGCUUGUACUGUGUGGGAGCCUCUCUUUGAGGCGAAGCACCAUGAGAGAUCCGGGUUACCAGAUGCAAUCCCGUAG
Messenger RNA from Colletotrichum gloeosporioides, 1287 nucleotides. Its product is annotated as 15-hydroxyprostaglandin dehydrogenase [NAD(+)]. Gene Ontology annotation, molecular function: oxidoreductase activity, acting on the CH-OH group of donors, NAD or NADP as acceptor. The record is from RefSeq and is a predicted model, not a curated record. Lineage: Eukaryota; Fungi; Ascomycota; Sordariomycetes; Glomerellales; Glomerellaceae. Bases 1 to 1287 code for a protein of 428 amino acids. The transcript is spliced from 6 exons.